AUGGACAACCAGCGCAGCAGCCCUGUUCUUAGCAGCUGGCAAUACUACUGCCAAGGAAAGAGCAUGGAAGAGUUGAGGCAUACCCUUUUGUUCACAACUGUGGAGCUGGAACAAACAAGGGUUGCAGUGCAGGAGGAGCUAAGAAAGAGAGAUGAUCAAUUGUCUCAUCUCAAAGAUCUGCUUAACAAAGCUAUCAGAGAGAGAGAUGAAGCACAAGACAAAUGCCAAAGACUUCUCCUUGAGAAGCUGCUUCUCCAACAGCAGCAGCAGCAACAACAACUCCAACUCCAACUCCAACAACAGCAGCAGCAGCAAACAGCUCCUCUGUCUGGAAUUUCAAGCAUUGAAGAUGAACCCAGAAGGGGAAUUGACUCCAACAAUGGCUUUUCUUCCUCAGAUUGUGAAGAAAGCAUUGUCUCCUCUCCAGUUCUUGACCCAAUUCAACCAAACCAGUUGCCAGCAGGACCAUCUGUGCCACACCAAACAGUGGAGCUAGUGCCUGAAAAGCCAUUGCCUGAAAAAGGCAAGCUUUUGCAGGCAGUCAUGAAAGCUGGUCCACUGCUUUCAACCCUUCUCCUGGCUGGACCACUGCCUCAAUGGAGACACCCACCACCACCACUUGAGUCCUUUGAAAUCCCCCCUGUGACCAUUCCUUCACCACAACCUCCAUUGCCCACACAGAUCAUCCACCAAGACUCCUCCUUGAUUAACAGUAAUGGCUGCAACACCAACUGUGGCAUAGUCAACAGGAAAAGAGCCCCCUGUGACGGCUCUGACUCUCCUUCAGAGACCAAGUUCCAAAGGGUUGUUCUUCACUGA
Molecule: messenger RNA, 819 nt
Organism: Prunus armeniaca (apricot)
Lineage: Eukaryota; Viridiplantae; Streptophyta; Magnoliopsida; Rosales; Rosaceae
Source: the annotation of a GenBank genome assembly